Messenger RNA from Linum trigynum, 1377 nucleotides. NCBI's taxonomy places the organism in Eukaryota, Viridiplantae, Streptophyta, Magnoliopsida, Malpighiales, Linaceae. The record is from the annotation of a GenBank genome assembly.
AUGGCUCCUAAUGAUCCCAAGCAAAGCAGUGGCGGAUUCUUCGCCUCCAUCGCUUCCGGUCUCUCCAACAUCGGCAGCGCCAUGUCCAGAUCAGUGAACGGGUUAGUGGGUUACGAAGGGCUGGAAGUUAUCAACCCGGAAGGAGGAACUGAAGAUGCCGAGGAGGAAGCAAAGAGAGGGAGAUGGAAACAGGAGGAAAGGGACAGUUAUUGGAGGAUGAUGCAGAAAUAUAUAGGCUCUGAUGUCACAUCAAUGGUCACUCUUCCUGUAAUUAUCUUUGAGCCAAUGACCAUGGUUCAGAAGAUGGCCGAGUUGAUGGAGUACUCCUACCUGUUAGAUCUGGCAGAUGAAUGUGAUGAUCCCCACAUGCGUUUGGUAUACGCUGCAUCAUUCUUCAUUUCUGUUUACUAUGCUUUCCAACGCACUUGGAAGCCAUUUAAUCCAAUUUUGGGGGAAACUUAUGAACUUACAAAUCAUGGAGGCAUUAGAUUCAUAUCAGAACAAGUCAGCCAUCACCCUCCCAUAAGUGCUGGGCAUGCCGAAAAUGAGCAUUUCACUUAUGAUAUAACUUCCAAGGUGAAGACUAAAUUUUUGGGGAACUCAAUUGAGAUCUAUCCUCUUGGAAGGACACGUGUGACCCUCAAGAGAGAUGGUGUAGUCCUUGAUUUGGUGCCUCCCCUGACAAAAGUUAGCAACUUAAUCUUCGGACGAACUUGGAUUGAUUCACCAGGGGAGAUGGUGCUGACUAACAUGACUACUGGGGACAAAGUCGUAUUGUACUUUCAACCUUGUGGAUGGUUUGGAACUGGCCGUUACGAAGUGGAUGGCUAUGUGUACAAUGCUGAUGAGGAACCCAAGAUAUUGAUGACUGGGAAAUGGAAUGAAGCCAUGAGUUAUCAACUCUGUGACCUGGAAGGAGAACCGCGUGCUGGUACUGAGCUACAGGAGGUGUGGCGAGUGGCAGAGGCUCCCAAAAAUGACAAAUAUCAGUACACAUAUUUUGCACACAAGAUGAACAGCUUCGACACUGCUCCCAAGAAGUUAUUGCCUUCAGAUUCCCGUCUACGCCCUGAUAGAUAUGCUCUUGAAAAGGGAGACCUAUCAAAAUCCGGUGCAGAGAAAAGCAGACUGGAGGAGAGACAACGAGCUGAGAAGAGGCUAAGAGAGGCUAAAGGAGAACAAUUCACUCCCAAAUGGUUUGAUCAAACCAAUGAAGUCCACCCGACUCCUUGGGGCGACUUGGAACUAUACCACUACAAUGGCAAGUAUACAGAACACCGGGCUGCAAUAGACACCUCCUCCGAAACAGUCGAAGAAGUAACUGACAUCCAGUCCUUAGAAUUCAACCCAUGGCAGUACCCAAACGAGAGCCCUUAG